CCUACGCUGCUUGCCUGCGCACUCUCCUUGAAACCCGCUACACGCAUUGCGUAACCUGGGCUUCUCGAGGCGCUUACGCCACUUUUAGGCGUAAUGUGUUUUCGAGAAUAGAAAGGACCCUGCGGGGAGUACCUCAGAAGCGGCCUACUUGGCUUCCUCGAAGCCUGGCGUUUGCGUGCGCAUUCUGCUACGCACGUUGCGUUACAUGGCCUUCUCCUCGAGGCGCCUACGCCACUUUUAGGCGUAAUGUGUUUUCGAGAAUAGAAAGGACCCUGCGGGGAGUACCUCAGAAGCGGCCUACUUGGCUUCCUCGAAGCCUGGCGUUUACGUGCGCAUUCUGCUACGCACGUUGCGUUACAUGGCUUUCUCCUCGAGGCGCCUACGCCACGUUCAGGCGUAACUCGCUUUCCAGAAUACCUCAGAGGAGGCCUAGGCGGCUUUUUGGAGCCUGAGACUCGCGUGAGCUCUGAAGGCCGGCCAGGUUGAAGGGAAGGUUUCAAACUGAGACAUAAAAGAUUCAACAAUCUUCGGGAGGAGGGUGAAAAUGGCCGCGCAUCGUCCGCGGCGUUGGCGGCCCUGGAGGAGCCGGACAGAGCAGCCGGAAAAGGAGGAAGAGUCCGAACUGGUUGGCCGGCGGCUGGGCGACCAGGGGAAGUUUGCUUACGCGGCUCUCUGCGCAGUAUCCUCGGCUGCUUUGUUUCCGGAGGAAGAGGAAAGCUCUUACAGAACAGGCGUGAUCGAAAGCCUAGUGCAAUGGCUGGACCUCUCAGAGGCUGUUUUGCCUGCCAUGUUGGCCUUUGCUGGCGGUUUGGGGGCUGAAGGGACGGAGACUUUUGCCCAGAUCCUUUUGAAGGAGCCCCUUGUGAAAGAGAACCCUGGAGUCAUCACACAGGAUCUUGUCUCCUUUUCCCUGAAGGAUGGUCACUACGAUGCCCGAACCCGGGUCCUACUUUCGCACGUCACUUGGCUUUUAAAGAUCCCUUUAGUGGAAAUGGAGGCCUGCGAGGAAUGUCUCCUUGAAUGUUUGAAUGAAGAAAAGGAGGAGGAAUCGGAAACGGCUGAGGCAUCGAGGAAGAAAAAAGAAAAAAGGAAGAGGCUGAAACGCUACCUCCUGAUUGGCUUGGCAACUGUCGGAGGUGGGACUGUGAUUGGUCUGACGGGGGGCCUGGCUGCCCCUCUCGUAGCCGCCGGUGCGGCCACCGUCAUUGGGAGCGCCGGCGCCGCGGCCUUGGGUUCGGCGGCUGGCAUCGCAGUCAUGGCGUCGCUCUUUGGGGCCGCUGGAGCCGGACUCACCGGGUACAAGAUGAAGAAGCGAGUGGGAGCCAUUGAGGAGUUCGAGUUCCUGCCCUUGACGGAAGGGAGGCAGCUCCACGUCUGCAUCGCCAUCACCGGCUGGCUUUCCACUGGGAAAUACGGGAGUUUUACGGCUCCGUGGAGCACCUUGCUGCGGUCCAAAGAGCAGUAUUGCUUAGCCUGGGAAUCCAAGUACCUGAUGGAGCUGGGCAAUGCCUUGGACUCCUUGCUGAACGGCCUGGUCAACAUGGUGGCGCAGGAAGCCCUGAAGUACACGGUUUUGGCCGGGAUUGUCACGGCCCUGACCUGGCCGGCUUCGCUGCUCACAGUGUCCAGUGUCAUCGACAACCCAUGGGGCGUCUGCCUCCAUCGCUCUGCCGAAGUCGGGAAGCAGUUGGCGCAGAUACUCCUCGGGCGGCACCAGGGCAGGCGUCCGGUGACCUUGAUCGGCUUCAGCCUGGGGGCCAGAGUCAUCUAUUUCUGCCUCCGGGAAAUGGCCAAAGAGGAAGAUUGCAGUGGGAUUGUGGAAGAUGUUGUUCUCCUCGGGGCACCAGUAGAAGGGGACGCCAAGCACUGGAAACCCUUGGCCAAAGUUGUCUCGGGGAGGAUUAUCAACGGCUUUUGCAGGGGAGACUGGCUUCUGAGCUUUGUCUACCGGACCUCCUCCGUCCAGCUCAACGUGGCCGGGCUCCAGCCGGUUGACCUGGAUGACCGGCGGAUGAUGAACGUGGACCUCUCUUCUGUGGUGAGUGGCCACCUGGACUACAUGAAGCAGAUGGACACCAUCCUGAAGGCUGUGGGCAUCCGCACCAAGGAAGAGAGGGUCAGCCCGGCCGCCUUCAAGGCGAAAUGUGACAGUCCAACCAUAUCCGAUGGUUCACAUGAAGGAGGCGGUGGUUCCAUUCCCAACACUGGAAACAAUCCCAAGGAGGAGGAGGAGGAGGAGGACUGCUGGUCCUGGGAGCCGGUCUCUAAGAAUGGACUGGGCCCCAAAGAGCUCCCACUGGGUUCGGAUGCCGGGCGCAAUGACAAGGGACCCCAAAACCCUACAGUGUUGGAGGCAUCCCUUUCCGAACCCCGAAAUCUGACAGAGGGGCCCCAAGCACCACAGAUGGAUCCCAAAAGCCUACAGUCCUAGAAGGACCCCAAAACCUUGCAGGAGAAAAUGUGGCUGUGAAGAUGGAGACGUCUGGAUGUACAGUUUGUGUCGGACCCGCACCUUCGUCACCUGCGCAGGGCUAGGAUAGGACAGAGCGCAACAGGGAUGCCCGGUAUGUUCUAGAAUCAGCUUAGGAGAGCUUUCGGAUUUAAGACUGUGAUGUAGUAGGCUCUCGGUUCACCCGAACCCUUGAGCCACUGGCAAACAAAAUGGAAUAUUAAAAUAAAACCAAUGUUCACUUCCA
Anolis carolinensis (green anole) is the source of this 2696-nucleotide messenger RNA. RefSeq names its product transmembrane and coiled-coil domains 4 (gene tmco4). The transcript is spliced from 15 exons. NCBI's taxonomy places the organism in Eukaryota, Metazoa, Chordata, Lepidosauria, Squamata, Anolidae. The record is from RefSeq and is a predicted model, not a curated record. The coding region runs from base 545 to 2431 and encodes 628 amino acids.